This is a messenger RNA of Phyllopteryx taeniolatus (common seadragon), 7048 nucleotides long. RefSeq lists its product as uncharacterized. The record is from RefSeq and is a predicted model, not a curated record. The transcript has 2 exons. NCBI's taxonomy places the organism in Eukaryota, Metazoa, Chordata, Actinopteri, Syngnathiformes, Syngnathidae. Bases 22 to 1566 code for a protein of 514 amino acids.
CCUCCCCCUCGCGCUCGAAGGAUGGCCGCCAUUUUGGGAGUCAAAAACACCCACCACCAGUACCAGCAACAGCAGCUAACGGGCUGUUGGGCUGUUGGGCUUGCCGAGCUCCACGCACUCACCCGGUGGCUGGCUAUGGUUCACACAUGUGUGGUGGCCGGCUGUAGGAACCGCAGGACGCCUGGCACCGGCCUCUCCUUCUACCGCUUCCCGAGGGACCCCGAGAGGAAGCAGCGGUGGAUCGCGGCCGUCAACCGCCAGGGCUGGGCGCCCAAUGACGGCAGCCGGCUGUGCAGCACCCACUUCAUCUCCGGUAAACAAGUAAAGAAUCCUCGUUCACCAGACUAUGUUCCUUCUGUGUUUACACCCCUUCCCCUUGAGAUGAAAGAGCCUGGUCCACCAGAGGUCCCAGACAAGCAGGAAGCUCGCGUGGAGGCGGCCAACGCGCUGCUCUUCCUGCAGCGUCAGGGUGGGUCCGAUCCGGAAGAGUCAGGUCCAGUUAAGGCCAACGUCAAGGGUAGUGCGUCGCUGCUAACGGAUGAUGACGAUGACGAGUCUUUGAGUGAUGGCAAGGAUGAAACAUUUUCACAGAUGUCCGUCAACUUUGACGAUGUCCUCAAAGCACUCAGGCGGGAGAAUCGAGCUCUGCGCGAGUCCGUGGAGAAGAUGUCCCUGUCAGAGAACUGCCUGAGGAACGACGCCGAGAAGGUUAAGUUUUACACGGGCCUGCCCAACUUCUUUGUGCUAGAGACAGUCAUGCUGCUGUUGUCACCGCACAUGGAUGCCAUCAGGAAUGCUAAGCUGUCCAAGUUCCAGCAGCUUCUGCUCACACUCAUGCGUCUGCGCCUAGACCUGCGCAACCAGGACCUGGCCUAUCGGUUUGGUGUAAAAGUGGGCACAGUGGUCCGGACUGUGAACCAUGUGAUCAACAUCAUGUCUUCCACCCUUGUGCCCACUGCAGUCUUCUGGCCCUCACGAGCCGAGCUGCGGAAGAACCUCCCUGCAGCCUUGCAUUCCUCCUGCCCGGACUGCGCUGUCAUUGUGGACUGCUUCGCUGUGCCUUGCGAGGGCCCUGUCAUCUGGGGCAAUGAGAAGGGUGCAGCAGCAGCUUGCAACGUGUUGAACUAUCUGAUUGGUGUAGCACCGCAGGGUGUAGUCACCUUCGUUUCCAGGGGUGUCCUGGGAAACUUCAGCCCUCGGAACCUGGCGCAGGGUUCUGGAUUUCUGUGCAAGCUUCUCCCGGGCGACGUGGUUUUAGCCAGCCGGGAUCUGGACAUCGCUGAUGCCGUGGCCGCCCGCGGGGCUCGCUUCGGCAUUGCCGGUAGUUCUCAAGACGGCCCGAGUCAGAGGGCAGAGGGCUCGCCAACCGACACCCUGGAUGUGCAGGCUCACGUGGAGAGAGUAGUGUCUAUGGUGAGGCAGAGGUACACCAUGCUCACCGGGCCUGUGGAAAGGCCGUUCACCACGGCCGCAGAGCGCAGCUCGAACCUCUCAACUUUUGACAAGAUCGUGCAAGUAGCUUGUGCCUUAAACAACUUGUGUAUCUCUGCUGCACCACUGGAGUGACUCUGUUCGUUUUUUCCUUGAGUUUCUCUAUUGUUAGGCACAGUCUUAGGACCAUUUAGUCUGUUAUAAUUUAAGUCUCGGUUGUUUUGUCGGAACGGCAACAGCUUGUAAUGUGUAAACAGUCUGAUUGGCAGGCUCACCUUCAUCUCCAGGGUGGUUCUGGGAAGCGGCGGUUGCCAGAACCUGGUGGAGGGUUGCAGAUUUCUGCACAAGCUUCUCCCCCGGGUGUGGAGGUUCUGGCCAGGCACAUGAACAUCGCCGUCUUAAUCUGUUGUAAUUGAACUCUAUUUAGUAUUCCCUGGGCAAGGAGUAGGUACAGGAACGGCUCGUAACGUCUCAAGCAGUCUUAUUGGCGUGGUCACCUUCGUCUCAGGUGUAGUUCUAGGAAGUGUCAACCCUCGGAACCUGGUGGAAGGUUCAAGAUUUCUGUCCAAGCUUCUCCCGGGUGACAUUCUGGCCAGCUGGGAUCUGUACAUUGCUGGUUCCAAGGAGCUGGGUUGUCGGGAUCUCUGGUCGCUAUCGGAUAAUCUGGGGGUGUCACCGUAGUCGUAGUCUGGUGUAAUUAAACUUUAGUUAGUCUUCCCGGUGCAUGGAGUAGGAACAGGGUCGGGAGCAGCUUGUCAGAGCUCAAACUUCUCUGAUGGGUGUGGUCACCUUCGUCUUGAGGUAGUUUGGGGAUUUGUCCAGCACAAGAAGGGGCAAGGUUACGGAUUUCUGUGCAUGCUUCUCACGGUAAUGUGCUGCUGGCAUUCUGGGAUCUCGACAUCAAUAGCCCCCUGGCCACCAACAGGGCUUUGUUUGGGAUUCCUGGCUGCAAUGAAAAUGAUAUUCAGGUCGUGCGGACCCACAUGGACAAAGAAGAAUCAUUUCACCAUGAUCAUAAGAGUCGGUUGUGCCUUAAACUUUUGUAUCUAUGCUGCUUUUUUUCGGUAUCUUGUUCCACCUCUUUGCAGCUCAUUCCAAUCGAAUUCUUGUGUGGCUCAAAUCCAACUGAUACCGGUCCAAUUUGGUUGUGGCGAGAAACCGAUUCGACCUCUAUCCAAUCGAAUUUGAGUGUACAAUAUAUGUUGAUGUAAAACUGAUAAGUCUUCCAGAAAAGAUUAUCUGUUUUGCUGUAGCGCCGUUUCACUCGCCAGUCUGUACAGCAAACCUUCCUGUUUAUAUUCUCGCAACCAGUGAGAGAAGAGGCAGAUGUCACAUGGCUUGCUUUGCCAGGAGGGCCAAAUUAACCACAGAAAGCAAAUUAGAGGUUCUUAGCAACAGUUCUUCUUAUGAAACAGUGCAGUUUUAUAACACUGGCAAACUCACUAGUAUCCCUAAUGUAGCAAAGUGGUAUUACAAGGAGCUUUUUUUCAGCACUUUAGUCAUAAUGAUCACGCCCUUAAAGAGGAACUAAACCCAUAUUUCAAAUUUUCUUUUUAAAUCUACAAAGUAUUUACAAGUGUGAACUCGGGAGAAUGUGAUGUUUAUCAGCCAAUUCCUGCCCUCUUUAUUCACUAAGAAAACCAUCCAGUUAGUAAAUAUUCAGGAACGACAACUUACAUGUUCGAUUUCAUUACAUGUGCAAAAGCUACAUUAUAAACCAUGAUCAUAAAAGUCAUCUACAUGUACCAGCAGUUAGGGAUGUCCUGAUCUGAUCACGUGUUCGAAAAUCGGAGUUGAUCACGUUAUUGUCAUCUAAUCGAGAUGGGUUGAAAAAGAUCGGUUUUAUCAAUUUCUGAAAUGUUAAAAGUUACAAAGUGAUAAAAUAAUCCAAAGGUACAAAGAUCUUGACAGAAAAAACCGUAAUUCUUCGUUUUAUAUUACAUAAUGUAACUUUUCAGGGUAAUUUUAGUAUAGAUAUCGAGUGCCUGUAACAGACACACAAGGAGACUGUGUAGCUGUAUGGACCGUAGCCUACAUUAAGACACGCUAAAAUAAUAAAUAACGUAAAUGUAUUGUUUACCAUGCGCUCAAACAGAGUGGCUUCCAUACACUGUUAAAGCUUAUAUGAACCAUUCCACCAAAUUGGUGCUAUUUGCGUCCCCAAGAAAUAAAAUGGAUGAAUGCAACCAUACAAUUACAUGAAAAUAUUCAUUGUCCUGCAAAUUCUGCAAUUUGGUUAGUGUUACAUUAUAUUAGAAUGUCAUGUGGCUAUAUUUCCAUGUAUAAAUAUUAUGUUAAGAACUCAUUCCUGUUUUUUUUUUUUUUUAUUAUUAUUUGUUAGAAUUAAAUUGUCUGAGUUGGGCCAAUACACAUACUGAGUAGUUCAAUGUGUACUGGUAUCAUCAAAUUUAUAACUAAAAAAGUAGAACUUGUGUGUGAGUGGAAAUGGCCCAUACAUACAUAUAAGUAUGUGUGUGUGUGUGUGUGUGUGUGUGUGUGUGUGUGUGUGUGUAUUUGAGAAAAUUUGGAUGCGCACUCUUUUUUUUAAUGCAUCGUUGAGGGAUCGGGACUCUGUAUUGGCAGAUCCUUAAAAUCUGACUCUGGUGCAAAAAAAAUGUGAUCGGGACAUCCCUACCUACGGUACAUGUUCUUGCCUUGUGCGCUGAUCUGGAUACCUUUUUGCAACUCUCUUUCACAUUAAGAAGUACUGUAGGGCUGGGUGAUUAUGGAAAAAAUAAUGAAGAUUUUGAUUAUUAAAAUUGUGUGUACCUUGGCCUCUUAAGGGGCAGUGUGUCGUGGGUGCAUGCAUGGACUUGCACGCUUACAUUAACCUAAAAGAAAAAGAGUAGACGAAAGUGGCAAUAUAACUUUAUUAAUUUAACUUGUUUUUCACAGAUUACGGAGAAUACAGCGUCUGAAAUAACUGUUUAACACGUCACCAUUUUUCUCACUAAAUAUACUUCCAAAGGUGCUAUUGACCUGAAAAUUUCACCAGAUGUUGGGAACAACCCAAGUCAUCAAUACAUACAAAGAAAGUAGAACAAAUAAGCUCAGAAAUUAAGUUGUGUUUAAAAAUGUGAAAUGACACAGGGAAAAAGUAUUGAACACAUGAAGAAAGGGAAGUGCAAAAAGGCAUGGAAAGCUAAGACAAACACCUCAAAAAAAAAAAUCUAUCAAUCAAACAGCAAUCCAGCCCCUUGUCAGUGCAAAUAAAUAUCAGCUGGUUCAGUCGUAAUUGAUGGCAUACAAAAAGGUCUCAUUGCCAAUGUCUGAGUCAAGACACAUCUCAUGAUGAGCAGAGACCUGUCUCAAGGCCAUCACAAACUGAUUGUUGCAAAACAUAACGAUGGCAUUGUUUACAGGAGCAUAUCUAAGUUUCUGAACGUUCCAGUGAGCACUGUUGGGGUCAUAAUACAUAAGUGGAAAGCCAAUCAUACCACCAUAAAUUUGCCGCAAUCAGGUGCUCCUUGCAAAAUUUAUGACAGAGGAGUGCAAAGAAUAAUCAGAAGAGUUGUCCAAGAGCCAAAGACCAUCUGGAGAGCUUCAAAAAGACUUGGAAUUAGCAGGUACUGUUGUCACAAGGAAAACAUUGAGUAUUGUACUCCGCCGCCAUGGCCUUUAUGCACGCUCUCCACGCAAGACUCCAUUGCUGGAAAAAAUAGCAUGCCAAAGCUCGUUUAAAGUUUGCUGAACAACAUUUGGACAAGCAACUUAAAUUCUGGGAUAAUAUAGUCUGGUCAGAUGAGAGCAAAAUUUAACUGUUUGGAUGCCAUCAUGCACACCACGUUUGGAGGAGAAAGGACACUGCACAUCACCCUAAAACACCAUACCAACAGUCAAGUUCGGAGGUGGAAACAUGAUGGUGUUGGGCUGCUUUUCAGCAAAUCGUACUGGUAAACUUCACAUUAUUGAAGGGAGGAUGAAUGGGGAAAUGUACCCAGACGUUCUUUACAAAAAUGCGCUGCCAUCUAUGAGGAUGAUUUAAAAUAAAACAAGAGUGGACAUUCCAGCAGGAUGAUGAUCCAAAACAUACUGCCAAGGCAACUCAAAAUUGGUUUCAAACCAAAAAAAUAAAGCAGCUAGAAUGGCCCAGCCAAUCACCUGACUUGAAUCCAAUGGAAAAUCUAUGUAAAGAACUGAAACUCAAGGUACAUAAAAGAAGCCCACGGAACCUUCAAGAUUUGAAGACUGCCUGUGUGGAGGAAUGGGCCAAAAUCACAGCAGAGCAAUGGAUGUGACUAGUUUCUCCAUACAGGAGAGGUGUAUUGAAGCUGUCAUUGCAAACAAAGGCUUUUGUACAAAGUAUUAAAUACCAGUUGGCGUGUUCAAUACUUUUUUCCCUGUGUCAUUUCACAUUAUUACACACAACUUAAUUUCUAAGUUUAUCUGUUUUACUUUCUUUGUAUGUAUUAAUUACUUGGGUGUUUCCCAACAUCUGGUGAAAUUUUCAUGUCAAUAGCACCUUUGGAAAUAUAUUUAAUGAGGAAAAAUGGUGACGUGUUAAAUACUUACUUCAGCCGCUGUGUAUGCCCGUGAGUGUCGUUAUAUUAGCUGUCUGUAUGUGUUACUAUGCCGUUUUGUGUGUGAAUAUUCAUUAUUUAAAGGUAAAUUCCUCCAGGCACGACAUUAUUUUAUGUCGUGCCUUUAGUUUAUCACUAAACUCCAACUGAUGUAUCAUUAAAUAGCUUAAAGUACGCUCAGGAAGGGCAGAAUAAAGGCCCUCGCUUGCUGCAAGCCACAUAAGGUGCUUUUAUAAAGCAGGAACUUGCAUACACAACCCACGGCACACUAAUCGUUUUUUGUGAUCAUGAGAAGCCAAAAUCACGAUUAAAUUUCAAUUAAUCGCCCAGCCCUACGACAAAAUGUUUACAACAUUUCCUCUGAUAACUUAUUUGCAUUUUCCCCAUGGUUUAGACAGGAUUGAAUGAUUAAAUCUGUCACAUUCUGUUUAAUUCUCAUUCCACUAGCGGAAUAUUAAUCAUAGAACUGUGUUUGGCUAGUGCUGGCACAUGCAAUGUAUUUUUGCUUUGAAAUUGGGUUUAGUUCCCCUUUACCAACAGUUUUACUGUUUUUGUGCACAUUUAUGUAACCAUACAGUACUUUUUUCAGGUAAAUGUCUCAGCUCGGGCGAUGGACCUUUACUAGACUAGUUUAUAAAGUCCAGUGUGCCUUGGGUGCCUGCAGGAUGCGUUAGACAUAUCUAUAUCAUUUUGUGAACUUGUUGUACGCUAUUGUGUGUCCUAGAACAAUUUAUAUUUGUGGCUUUUAAGGUAGCGUGACACCUAGUUUGUGAGGUGGAGUUUUAGCGCCAUCUACAGAUAUAUUUGAAAACUGCAGGGCUCAUUUGCUUUAUUUUUGACUAUUUCCCUCUUGGAUGUGUGUAAACCACCAGUCUUCUUUUUCGACUAACCAAAUAGAGCAUUGUUAAAUUUCUGACCGUUUAUUGAUUUAAUUCCUGCACACUGUUGGACCUCUACAUCCACAUUUGUGUAUUUUUUAUUUUUAUUUUAUUUUUUUUUGUCUUCCUCGGCGCACAUGAACAUGAGAUGCUAAUAACUGUGUUGAUUGUUGUCACCUUUUCACAAUACUUGCUUUGAAUUAAACACCUAUCUCCACA